Messenger RNA from Eriocheir sinensis (Chinese mitten crab), 2321 nucleotides. Its product is annotated as interleukin enhancer-binding factor 2 homolog. The transcript has 9 exons. NCBI's taxonomy places the organism in Eukaryota, Metazoa, Arthropoda, Malacostraca, Decapoda, Varunidae. The record is from RefSeq and is a predicted model, not a curated record. The coding region runs from base 256 to 1485 and encodes 409 amino acids.
GGGGCAAGGCGUGGGCGUGCGUGCGUGUGCGUGUGCGUGUGGCGGCGUGGGCAGCGGUGUGUGUGUGUGUAUGUGUGUGCGUGCCGCCGGUGUGUGCGUCGUGCCGAGGGUGUGUGAGGGCGAGGCGUUGAGGCAGCAGCGGACAGCCCUGGAGACACUUGCAUGUAAGUCCCUGUGGAGGUGAAGGCGGUGGUCACCCUCCGCCGCCCCUGGCCGCCCCGUCACGUCCUGCCCGCCGUGCCUUGAAGACUCAGGAUGAAGGAUGACCAGAAGCAGCAAGAUAUGGUAAUGACCCGAGGCCGUGGCAGAGGCAUGCGAGGAGGCAUGAUGCGCCCCAUGGGGCCAGGCGGCCCCCACUUCGGUCCUAAGAUGAAGCAGUUUGUGCCCCGCCUUCCCUUCGACAUGGUGCUGUGUGAGUCUGCCUUCCCCAGAGUCAAGGCGGCGCCCGAUGAGUCAGCCUUCACACAGGCCCUGCUCAAGAGAAAUGCAGACCUGUCCCCAACCUCAGCGGAGCAAGCGGCCGUUCUCAACCUCGUCACAAAGAUCCAGACCGUGAUGGACAACCUCAUUGUCGACCCGGGGAACUUCGAUGCCUGUCAAAUCGAGGAGGUACGUCAGGUGGGCUCGUACAAGAAGGGCACCAUGAUGACGGGGCACAACGUAGCGGACAUCGUGGUCAUCCUCAAGACGCUACCUACCAAGGAGGCCGUCGAGGCGCUGGGCAAGAAAGUGUGUGAUGACCUGCGCACAUUGGAGCCUCAGGAAGUUUUGGUGCUGACGAUGCUGCCCAACGACAGAGGGUUCGAGAUCAGCAACAGUGAGGCGACAGUCCGUGUCCUGGUCACCACCAUCCACCAGAACCUCCGCAAGCUGGACCCGGAACUCCACCUGGACCAGAAGAUCCUCCAGUCACACCUGGCGGCCAUCAGACACAGUCGGUGGUUUGAGGAGAACGCACAUCACUCCACCAUCAAGGUUCUCAUACGGCUGCUGAGGGACCUCCGUGGACGAUUUGAGGGCUUUGAACCACUCUCCCCCUGGAUGCUGGACCUCUUGGCCCACUAUGCCAUCCUGAACAACCCCAGCAGACAAGCACUACCCAUCAACUCAGCAUUCCGCCGCUGCCUCCAGCUUCUUGCGGCAGGACUCUUCCUUCCAGGCUCAGCAGGCAUUCUGUCGGCAGGGAUCAGCGACCCGUGUGAGGGAGGUAACAUCCGUGUGCACACCGCCAUGACCCUGGAGCAGCAGGACCUGGUCUGCCUCACCGCCCAGACCCUCCUGCGGGUGCUCUCCCACGGGGGUUACAAGCAGAUCCUUGGCCUGGAGGGCAAUUCCAGUAUAGCCAGCGAAAUGUCUGUCUGGGAUGGCGUGGUGGUGUCUGCACUGGAAAAAGCUUACGAGAAGCCCCCUGAGCGGCCGCCACAGGAUGACGACACAGACAACAUGGACGCUGAUGACGACCCGAUGGAGACGACCGAUAACUGAGCAGGACAAUGCCAGCAAGGUGGUAAAACUGCUCUCCCUCCCUCCCAUGCUAAUCCUGCAUCAGGCUUGGAGGUCAGCAAGUAGUGCCACAAAGUGCUUCUUGCUACUCUCAGAAUGUCAUGUAUAGUCUUAACACCUGGUAUUAGAUAUUCAUUGUUUAAAGUAAAUACCUUGAGCACAUAUGGCUCUCAUGGCCACUUUGCAAGUUCUGGUAGUCAGGACCAAUAAUUAAGAUAUCAAAUAAUGACCUCAUGUGAUCUGACCUCGUGUUAGUGCUUAUGUUCUGAGCUGAGUUUGUGGUGCUGGUGACUGCCCAGGACAACAGCUGCUACACAAGCCAGUGACUGGGGGAACAGUUUGUGACCCCCUAAGGCAGGAUGCUGAGAGAAACUUGACCUCAUUUUAUUUUAUGAAAUAGGUAAUUUGUCUUUCAAAAGGGCAAUUUUUUUAAUGACAAUUAGAUGAAAAUGACUUAUUGACAAAUUAUUAUUGCUAUAAAAUUUAAUAUUAAAUUAAGAAAACUUUUUCCAAAACUUGUUACUGCAUAUUUAAUGAAUCCAACAGUCCACGGUGUCAGUACAAAGCUUUGCUGCGGCGGUGCUUUCUCAAGAUGUAACUAGUGUUUAUCGACAUUUUUUUACUCACGACAGCUUACUCAAAGACCGUUUCAGAAUCUGUUGUAGACAAGGACACAAGCAUUGGUUUGCUUCUUAGCAGUCAUGUAAAGUCUUGGUGUAUUAAUAAUUCUGUCAUGUAUUUAUUUAUGUAAGUCUUGUACCAUCAUAGAGACGUUCUUAUUACUGAAGUAUUUGUGAAUAUAUAAAAAAGUCUUAUUA